Bacillus rossius redtenbacheri is the source of this 10800-nucleotide messenger RNA. RefSeq lists its product as uncharacterized. Gene Ontology annotation, molecular function: metal ion binding. The transcript is spliced from 2 exons. The record is from RefSeq and is a predicted model, not a curated record. The coding region runs from base 254 to 3304 and encodes 1016 amino acids. Gene Ontology annotation, biological process: P granule organization; piRNA processing; spermatogenesis. Lineage: Eukaryota; Metazoa; Arthropoda; Insecta; Phasmatodea; Bacillidae. Gene Ontology annotation, cellular component: P granule.
CCGUGGUAUUGUACUAUCUUCUUUGUAUGUACAUCAUGUUAUCUUUGGUUUGUUUAUAAAUUUUGAAAACCCACGUUGUUAGGGAAAGAUGGAAAAACAAAAAACAACAUUAUAUAAUUUAAAUUUAUUAGCAUGUAUGUUGUUUCAUUUAAAACAACAGCUGUUCCCAUGAACAUACAUAUUGGUGUAUGUGGGAAGUAGAAAAUCUGGAUUUAUUAUAUUUAUUUAUUUUUCUCUUUUGGUGGGUUCAAAGAUGUGUGACUCAGCGAUGGAUAAUCGUAAGAGGUCCUUCCAGGUAAAACUGGAUUUGCUCAUACUCGAGUGUAACAUGGUCAGCAACAAUAUAAAUGCUGUUCUGCAAUGCUGGUCCAGCUUGGUAGCACACCUUUUGAAUGAGACAGAUUACGCGCAGUUCAGCAAAAACUGGCCAGAUGUUGCAGUGCUUCUCGAUGCCUUCAUCCAUCCGAUUACGGAAUUCAACAGUGUACUGGACAAACAGCUGCGUGCUCUUCCUAGUGUGGAAGCUAUGUUUCCUCCCGAACCUCAGCUACCAAGUAAGAAAGCUAUUGAUUCUGCUAGCAAGGAAGAUGGUGUAAGUUCCUCAGAGACUAACAGCUCUGCAAGCACCCAGUUUCAGAGUUUGAAUGGUGCGAGCUCAGACAGUCCAAGCGUGCAAAAACCUGCUUACCCGAGCGAUGCGGUGAGGGUGCCAUCAUUGGUUGUACAAUCAACCAUGUGCUCCAGGGGUGUGACAAGUGUGCCUUCACCUCUGAUAAGACCAUUUGAGUGCUCAAGCAACGUGCCAGUUGUACAACCUACAAGCUCGACCAGUGUGACGUCUGCCCAGCUGCCGGUCGUGAAGCAAGCAGACAUCGGUGUUGGGUCAGUGCUGAGAAUGUCAUUUUUGCACGGGGACACUCCCGAAAGCUUCUGGCUCAGAUUUGAGAACUGUGAGGAAGUAAACAAAGCCAAGAAGGAAAUGCUGAAGAAGAUAAAAACAUCUGUGGUAUCGGCCCUCGACUUCUGCCCCCGGGUGGGCGAUCACGUGUGCACUGUGGUGGGAAAGUCGACCGUGGUGCGUGGCGAGGUACGCACCAUGAAGAAGUGUGGGGCGGACGGAGUCAAGUUCGUGUUGUUUGACGUGGACGAUGGAACCACGCACGUUGUUGGCUCCAGAAAUCUGUGGAAACAGGAGCCGGAACUGGCAGCAGUUCCAGCUCAAGCGAUCCACUGCAGAUUGAAAGGGACGCUCGGAAACGUACCGCCUCGUGCUUUUGUGGACAUGUGUACAGACCGACAUUUAGAAGUUAAGAUCUGUAGCCUGCUGAAAGGAAGUUACCCGUUCUAUGCAGUACAGCUCUUUAGUUGUGACCCUGCGAACGGUAAUAAAGUUAAUGUAAAUAAUUGGGUCACAAAGUUCUUCAGUUCACGCAGCACUUCUGUUAGUAGUAAAUCAAGUAUCAGUAGUAAAGAAACUUUGGCGCCACUUAGCACUAGUACGAAGGUACUGAAAAAUGUAGAUACAACCAAAAAUAGCAAUGAAAGAACUGCCGUAAAUCUAGCUGCAGAGUCACUGAAAGUGGACACACAUCACGUAGAAGAAGAACAUGGUAAUUAUAAUUCAAGUGUAAAAAAGGAACCAUCGUCUGAUUUAGUUUAUUUUUCAAAUAAUAAAAAUAAUAAUCAAAAUGACAUUUCUAGCUCGCCAGUUUCUAAUUUUGCGGUGUGUAUAGAACCAGAUGUUUUUCCUGUUCAUGUUAAAUUAGUUGGAGAAGUAACACAUUGUGUCUCACCAUCAGAAUUUUUCGUACAUGUGGGAAGUAAUAAAAUGAAAGCCCAUAAGCUGGGUGAAAUCAUGAUGUCACACUAUAUGCAAACUAUCAAAACUAGCAACAGUAAAAUGGACUUAAAAAAAAGAGUAGGUACAAAUUGUGUGUGUAAAUUUGAAGGUUUUUUUUUUAGAGCCAAAAUUUUGAACUGGAUGCUAGAAGACCAAGAAAAUGUUUUGGUGCAGUUCAUAGAUUAUGGGCAUACAGGCUGUGUAUCUUUUACAAGUAUACAACCAUUAUAUCAUAAAUUUGCAGAGUGUCCAGGACUAGCAAAUAAAUGCCACUUGUCUAACAUCCUCCCUGCAGAUUCACACGGGAAAGUAAGCAAUGAGUGGUCUGCUGAUGCAAUUAAGUGCUUCUGUGAACUGGUACAGCAGGAAGUCCAGUUUGGAGUUUAUGUUGCAAGCAAGAGGAUAAACGAUCCACCAGAUUCUUUACCGGUGAUUCUCGUCGACGAGCGCAGUGACACAAACACAAUUUUGAAUGACAAAUUGUUGAGUUGCGGGUAUGCCAUUGCAGUUACCUUGGAUUUAAGUGUUGAAAGCGAGGAGGUUAAGAAUGGAUUCGUAAUCGAUGCACCUUCUCCUGAUUCAGGGGCUGACUUUGAGCAUUUUGACCCCAUGACCGAAGACCAUGAAUCCAACAUGAACACGUACGAUCAUGACGUAGAAGACGCACGUUUUGUGGUGUCUGGGUGGAAGAGUGCAGACGAGGAGCAAGUGUGUCCCCUUUUCCGCCGUUUUGGGUACUGCCGCCGACCCCAUGGGACUUGUUUCAAGAAACACAUCCACCUAGACCCGAACGGAAUAGUUACGGACAAGGAACCAGUAUUUUUCCGGGCUUUCUCCGAUUUGGUCUUGCCGGCGUCUAGAAGUUUUCGUGUCAUGCUCACGGAGGCACACAGCCUCACUGUCCUGUACUUCGUGCUCGUGAAAGAAGCGACAAACUCGGGCGAGGCUGCAGAGGCCGAAGAUGAAGAGACACUCGCCUCGCUCACCGCGUACAUGAACGAAGCGAGCAACGUGCGCAAAAUGAAACGCCUUCUGGUUCCUCCUGCUCUGGGUCAGGUGGUGCUAGCUAAAGACUGUCACGGACUGUGGUGUCGGGCCACCGUGAUAGACUGGAUGGGCGAGAAGGGCGGUGCGGAGGAGUUCAAGGUGCAGUUGGUGGACUCAGGUGUGAAGCUCAACGUCAUAGAGCGGGACUUGCGUAGCAUUGAGCCAAAGUAUCUCCAUCUGCCAUUCCAGGCAGAGGAGUUUCUGCUGGGGAACCUGGAAUUGGAUGCACUGAGCGACAUGGAGGGAGAGAUGUAUUUGAAAAUUCUGCGUCAAAUGAUAGGUUUGGAGUUCACUGCCACGGUGGUUUCCUGGAGACCGAGGUUAGAACUUAAGCUUAACUCUGAUGCUGGAGAAAUCGUUAGGUUACUGGAAGACCAGGUAUUGGCUACUAAAUUAAACAUACAUGAGGACAGGUAGUGUUAUGGUAUAUCAUAUUAUUUUAAUUAUAUAGAGUACUAAACUGUAGUACUCCAAACCAUGCAGUUUGGAUAGUGGUCUGUGUGUGUGUCACUAAAACUGUUGGCCUUUAAGAAUAAAAGAGCCCACUAGGAUUUUAUGUUCCACUCGAGAGAUUUUACAAGAAUUUUAUAUACAUCCUUUAUGACUUAAAAUCGUUUAAGGAUUGAUUGCAUUUUUUUUUUUUUUUUUUUUUUGCUGUAAGUAAUUAACUUGAAAUGUGCAGAAUGUAAUAUGUACUGUCAUUUUUUACUCUGUAAAUAUUUUAUACAUAUUGUAACAAUUUUCAGAAAUCUUGAAUUUAGUACAUUAGUAUUAAUGAUGGUUGCUACAAAACAGAAAAAAGUAAUUUGUUCAAAAUAGCAAGCAUGAGGCAAAUUGAUUAUUCACUAGAGCAGCAGUAUCAUGUGAGUCUAAUGAAAGACUUCUCUACGUGUGAUGUCACAUGAACAUUAUAAAAUUUGAAUGUGCUUUAACUUGAGCCGCUUGUCGCCUUCAAUGUAAAAUUAAAUUGAAUAAUACUUUACACUUUACCAAAUUAUCUAAAUUUUAAGGUGAAACUCCAUGAUUCUAUUCAUGGCCACUGGAGAUUAAUAGUGUAGCAUCUCAGUUGCAAAUUUUUGACACUCAGAAAUGAUAUAAUUUGUCAAUUUUUAUUCGGAAACUAUUCCUGUUCAUAAAACAUAUUUUUUGUGUGUUAGGUUUUAUGUUGAAAUAAUAUAACACUUAAUUUGUCUUUAAAUUAACUCUGAAGGUUUUAUCAAUUGUUAUGAAUCUUGACCAAUGUUUUUCAAGUUAGUUAUGUAGAAUAACUAUGGAGACAAUUCUUUUUAAAGUAAAUUUGUAUCCUACAGUUUUUUUUGACAUUAGUUUUACCAAUUUUACAGUCUUUGGCUUUGAUAGUAAAUUUUCAUUCCCUAGCCUUAUUAGGUCAUGAAGUUGUGAUUUGUUAUUCGGUGUCUUUCAUAGAACGAUCUCAUCCACAAAAGCCAAAUAUUGUGUGUGUGGUUCAUUAAAGCGAGGUCGAACAAUUCAAUGUUAUUAAUAAAAUUUCAUUUUGCAAAGUAUUAAAUCCAGCAAAAAUCCAAAGCUUUUUAAUAUUAACAAAUAUAUUUUAGGUAAUGUUCAAAUUUACUGGCUUAAUAGUUUUUGUAGCUGAAAUUAUUUCAGACACUAAUGUCUAGGCCACACAGAAAUCUAGGCCAUGUUCACGAUGUUCGCUAUGUUUGCCGCGCUAGGUGGCCAGACAGAUCAGUCAGCUUCGCGAUGCUGGAGAGGCGGAUGCGGUGGGAUUUGAGUAAUGAUUCUGACGUUUAUGGUUUUCUGCUGGCUCUCACAGGAUGUAAACAUAAAACAAAAUUUUUCAUGAAGUUAAUCAAAAAGAAAAUAAAUUUGAUGAAUUUCAUCAUUUGGCAAAGCAGUUGCGUUUGUGGACAAAGCCAAAUUUAUGGAUUAGUUCAGAAUAAAUAUAACUCAGUUUAUUCACAUUUCGUUUAACUCAAAUCCCAGGUAUUGCCAUAGGUGUCCGGCCUUCUAUGUUCUUCCAUAAAUUUAUUUCAUAAACAUGGAUAUUAUUAUUAUUAUUAUUAUUUCUUCAAUGAACUAUUCCAUCGACAUGAAUUUUUAAAGCACAAUCCUGAGCGAAACAAAACUUCAUAAAAAAACGUAUACAGAAGUACAGCCCAAUUCCACGUUAAAACAGAUGUUGGUUUUAUUAUCUGUGCAUGCGAGAAGUCAUCAACGUUUAGAAAAAUAGCCGGGAACUAAACACCUGGCGAUGUCGCCAGGUUCGCCAAUAUAGCAAACACAACGAACUCAGCUUGUUGUGGCUGGCAGUACCUGAGAUGAAGCGGGCUGUAUUUUAGGGCGCGGUUACACGGGAGUCUGAACUACUUCAGGUGAACAUUUUCAGCUGUUGAGUGCGGUUACACACAGUCUGAACAUGUUUCGUUCGAGGACAUUUCUCAUUUAACUUAAACAGGUUGGCAAAGUAGUUCAGAUCGACAUAUCUUCUACAUUAGCCUCUGAUUGGCUGGUUAGAAUAUAAACAGUCUUUUGCAGAAAUUCUAGAUGGAAAGUGUUUCUGGCACAAGUUUGAGUAAUAUUUUACCGAAUGCAACAAAAAAACCAACAGAUAAUUAUACAUAUUUUUUAAUUUAUCCUGACCUUAAUUUUCUUAAAACUGAGAUAGGUACUCUCGCUCAAAAAAUAAUAAAAAAUAAGUUUAAAAAUUUUACUGUGCAUGUUUGAAUUCCCGAUUUGUAAAAAAAUAUUGAGUAAUAUGUAAACACAUUUCAUUUCUGCUGAUAAUGCUGUAUAAACAAGUGAGAAAAUCCCGCGUUUUCUGGAUGCAAUUAAAAAAUAGAGAUCAACAACACAGUCAUUCGUUGACAGUAGACAAUCGGUUUUAGAGCUAAACACACUUUUCAGCAACUACCGUGUAACCGCACACUUUCGCGUUUGUAAACGUGUUUACUUAAACAUGUUCACCUGAAGUAGUUCAGGGUCCCGUGUAACUGCGCCCUUACUCGCGUAGCAAACAUCACGAGCAUAGAUAGCACUCUGUGUGGCCAAAGCUUAAUGAAGAAUGCAUGUUUGACUUAGGUAUGUAAGAAAUAUUAUCCAAAUGUUAUUUUUUUUUUUUAUAUUUUAACCCAAUGGACCAUACAAAAUAUGUGGUUCAGUAGUUUUAUCUUCGAAUGUAAUUCAGCCUCGUUUUAUUUUCUCUGUAAAAAAAUUUGUUUUAACAUGGCUGUCUAGCCACAAAUACUUAUAUUUUUCUCAUGAAACUGUGGAGAGUAACACGUUAUUACACAAAUUUUAUCGCUUAGGUAUGUAUACAGUAGUGUCUUGUUCAUCCAGCCUUUGCUUAUCCGACAUUCCAUAUUAUCUGACUUGGCAGUGAAGAAACAGCAUUUGUCAGGAAAGCAUACUAUAAUCUCAAAUUUCUUUAAACCAUCAAAGGACUGAACUUUUAAUUAAUUGUUAUGUGUUUAGUGUAAGGCACUCCUGUAACCGUAAGAUUAUUUUUCAGUUAAGUUUUACUAUUGUAGUUAUUUUUUCAGUUAAUUUGUUCUGUUGUUUCCUCGUAAAACAGUAUUAUUAGGUUCAUAAUGUGAAAAAUUAUAAUUGUUUUUUUUAUAUAUUUUUCAUAACAUCGCCUUAUAAUUUAUUUUCUUUUAACCAACAUUCUGCCAGCUCAUUUAUAACGUCAGAUGAUCAAGACAUUACUGUAGUAUAUAAAAUACAAAUGCAACAUAUUUUGUCACUCUUGGAAAAUAUAAAUUUUUUUCUUGUAAGAUGUUACUAAGAUGAGGAACUGCCAUAGAACGUGAGCUGUAACUUUUUUUAAACUUUAAAAUUGACCUAAGAAUGUCAUGAUGUGUUGGUAGUGAUAAAUGUAACUUUGCAAGUGUGUAGGUGUUUUUUUUUUAAAUUAAUGUGAGUGGAGUUGUUAAGAGUCUUCCCUUUUUUUUUCAAUUUUAAAAUAAUUGAGUUUUUUUUAAAUUUUUUUACUUAAAUUGUUUGCUCCCUGCCAUUUUAUUCAGCCCAGUGUACGGCCGGGUCAAUUCUUUUUCAGAGUAUUUUUUUUUCUCUCUCCCCCCCCCCCCCCCUCCCCACACACACACCAUCCAGUUCACAGCUUCGCCAAUGCUAAGUUUCGACUUGGAGUGCUGCUUGAAGCGCCCCGGUCCCAUAACCCCCGCUUGCUGUCAUGUACUAAGUCUCGUUACACGAAGCCAUUUUGCAGACAUUCAGCCCCUGGUGACUUCCCCGAAGUCUCGCAAUCAGCAAGCUUGGACAACCAGCCUGGUCAAAUUCUCGGUGCGGCAGACAAUCCCGGUGUUUCGUCGCCUUGGUUCUCACGAACCUUGCAGAAUUUCCCCCACACUCGCCAGUCCCCUCGUCCAGAACCCAGGCCGGGUCAGUCACCGGUCAUAACCUACCCCCCUCCUCUCUGGUCCAUGGAGGUCAUAACCCACAGCCACUCUCACACUCUCGUCCGCACACCCUGCCGGCGACGAGAGGAAUUAAGAUGCGCCGGACUGCUAAAAGACGUAUCCGCGAUCCAUCUAGCGGAAGCGAGAGACACUAACCCCUCCCUACCAUCCUGGCUGUCCACCUGAGGGCAGCACUGUCGCGCCCAUAAGAACAAUGUUCAAGUUGAAUCGACCCUCGACCUGACCGCUCGCCGGGCGAGUUGAGUUCCCCACUUCUCCGUCCGGAGCGCGCUGGCCAAGGAUGCCAACUUCGAGUGUCUGGCGACGAGCGCCGAUUAAUACCGAAGGCUCCUCUUGCAAGGGAGACUUGGCCUUUUAAUUUAAUGCCCCGACCGCACCCUGAGGUCAGGGCAGCCAACCGCGAACGUCUCCAGUCAGCGACUCUCCUGACUUACGCGAGAAUUAGAAGAUCGCCGAUCAAUCAAUUGGAAUGUAUUCUACUACAGUUAAGGCCUCAAGUGCCGAGUUACUAUUUUUUAGCUUUUAGUCUGCCCAAAUAGUCGCAAGUUAAAAAAUUGUUUUUCUUCUUCCAACUUUCUUCGUAUCCAUCAUGGUUUCCAAAGCCAACUGUGUGCUACCGCGUCGGUCUACGAGGCGGCAGCCAGGCAGCUGAAUUCUCUCUGCAGUGAUGAGUUUUUUUUUUAUGUUUUACCACAUUUCCACCAAUCCCAGUGACGAAUUCCGCCACCCUACCUAACGCCUGCAUCCGAGGUAAUUCGUACCGAAUGGCAUUUGUUGCAGUGCGGGUUCGAGAACACCCCUGGAACCCAGUUCGUCCUAGAACAUCCCACAUCAAGAUUUUGGCCCACCAGUUUCACAACACUCGGUGAAACGCCUUCGUCAUUUUGCUAUCUCUCUCUUCUCUUCGUCUGCGGCUCACUAUGCUUGACCGCCGACAUAUAUAUCAAGUCUACCUACCACCUGUGCCAGUUUAUAGAUGUUUUUAUUUUUUUAUUUUGUUGUUUUAUUUCAUAUUUCAGAACUGUAAAUUUAUAAUUUCAAGUGCGAGCCAAUGCAACGAAACAAUUUUGUGUAAUUAUAUGUUAACCUUCAUAAGUAACCCCGUUGAGGCCCGGGCCGAUUGUCAAUUGUUUUUCACCUUUUUUAAAUAAUGUUGUCUUAAUUUUGUAAUAUGCAAACCAUAUAAAAAUUAUGAAAGUACUGUCAAAAUAAACUAGAAAAUCAAUCUUUUAAUCAGAAUAAAUCGAAUAGCUCGCCAACCAAACCUCGACUUCUCAUUUAUAAGCCUUACGAUGUCUUGGCAUAAAGAGAACUGUGAAAAUCUCUCUCAUGUUAGGGAGAAAAGUGCUAGCUUGGCCAAAGCAUUUAUUUAUCGCAUUUGGACACACACAAAUCCUCAUGCAAGUUUUCAUUGCUACUCUGUCAAUGUGUGGUGACACCCAAUGUUCUUCCACCAAGGCUUGAUGGAAGAACGUAGCAUGCUUUCUCAAGGUUGCCCGCCCUGUUAGAAGACGUCCUGUUAACAAAACCACAAGACAUACUCCUGCCCAUUAAGGUCCCUGUAUUUUGGCGUUUCUUGUUCAACUGUUGGUCAAUCACUGGAUGGAUAAAAUAUGUGUGGCAUUGCAAGACUCCUGGCCUCCCCGUAUUUUUUUAGAAGAAUAAAUGUUUUUGUCAUUCAGAUGGAUUAGCUGCUUAUAUUUAGUUCAAGAUUAUGGAGACCUGAUUUUGUAUUGGUAUUUUAUUGACAUGAAAUAAAAUACAAAGUCAUUUUGAAAUUGUUAUUUUAUUCAAAAAGUUAUUUAACUAUAUUUUUACUUGUUUUCACUUUGUUUGCUAGGUUAAUAUUUAUUUACUUUCAAAAUUCUUUUUAUGCCUAUUAUUAAGUUUGUAUUUAUUUGGAAGCUAUAAUUGUAUUUAUAGAACAUUGUGUAUUGUGUUGAUAUAAGGAAGGAUGAGGGACAGGUGUGCAUCACAGCGGCACUAGUGUUUUAGACAUUUUGGUUAAUAUCGAGACAUUUUGGUUCAUUCUGUAUGUAUUUCUUAUGAUGGGAAAACUAGCUGCAGUACCCAGUGUUGCCCGGGCUGAACACAGGGUGAAGGGGAACUGUUUAGAGAUCAGAUGUAGUUAGUAAUUGUCUUCUUAAUUUGAAUGCCAAGUGUGCAAAAUAAUUUAUAUCACUUUCAGAUGCCGACAGACGUUGUUCUGCCAGUUUAUAGUUAUUUACCUGGUCUGUAUGUAAUCUAGACUCUAUAAAGCAAUAUAGAAAAAAACUGAAAAAUAAGGGAUUACUAAUAUUGAAAAGAUUCCAUUAUCUAGCUAAUGCUCGGCAUGCAUUGCAAUGCCUCAUGCAGUUUUGUUUUGUAAUAUGUUUGAAGUAGUUACACAUAUACAAAUAAUAUAUCCAUGUCUCUAAAUAUAUAUUUAUCUCUAUCUACAUCUAUAGUCCUAUAUAUCUAUGUAUCUAUCUGUAUUUAUCUCUUUAUAUCUACAUAUAUACCUCACACUAUCUGUAUGUAUUCUAUAUGAGGGUACUGAUUGCUUCGUUGUUAAUACCACACGGGUGUUUUUUACUUGUAUGGGAAAAUUAAGAAUGAUAAGGCAUCUAGUGCGUGGCAACAAUGUUAAUAGGCAAUAGGAAAUAAACUUCUAGCUCCUGCGGCAUUGUCAACACACACUUCGUACGUGUACUGCAUGUUGUAUCUAACCCCCUCCAACGCAUUUGAUUCUAAAUUGGUCUUUUAGUAAGGAUCCCUAAUGUUAUUGAUAAUAUAAUUUAGCCUAUAGCCUUCCUCGAUAAAUGUACUAUCCAACACUGAAAGAAUUUUUCAAAUCGGACCAGUGGUUCCUGAGAUUAGCGCGUUCAAACAAACAAACAAACAAACAAACAAACAAACAAACUCUUCAGCUUUAUAAUAUUAGUAUAGAUUGGCAGAUGUUCACUCUGAUGGGAGAAGGUUAAAUUAUCACAUUGUUGGUGGUUUAUUUUUUUGCAGGAAAGCCUCGUUGCAAAAGGAAGGAAAUUUGUAUAUUGCUGUGUCCUUUGACUGUACAGUAUUGUAUUGUGAUUGGUGGGUGAGGUUACGCACCUGCCUUUUCCCUGCAUGGUGAAUACAGUUGUGUGUAGCCUCUCCAGUCGUUGUUUGAGUGCUGUGCUGACAGGUCAUGCCGUGUGGCGGCUCGCGAAAAACAUUUCACGAGUGCUUAAGGGCGGACAAUUUCAUGUCUGGGUGCCAGGGUCAUUCUUCUGCAAGUUUUGAAUGUUUUACUUAAAAAUUUAGGCCUCAGACAUGUGGCACAGGCCUUUGUGGUCCGUUGUCCACUGGAACAUAGUUCCCGUGGUUUUCGUACCCAAACAAAAAAGUCGCUAGGGAUAUUAUUUUGUAAAGGCACAGGACUGAGAGUAGCAAUUGGCGAAAGUGAGUGUAUUCUUUCGGAAAUGACAUGUAAAGGACGUGUAUUUUCGUCGGAAGAAGAAUAAAGUUCAAAAUUCA